Trichomycterus rosablanca is the source of this 2199-nucleotide messenger RNA. RefSeq names its product potassium channel tetramerization domain containing 2 (gene kctd2). NCBI's taxonomy places the organism in Eukaryota, Metazoa, Chordata, Actinopteri, Siluriformes, Trichomycteridae. Gene Ontology annotation, molecular function: cullin family protein binding. The transcript is spliced from 6 exons. Gene Ontology annotation, cellular component: cytoplasm; Cul3-RING ubiquitin ligase complex. The coding region runs from base 192 to 1016 and encodes 274 amino acids. Gene Ontology annotation, biological process: protein homooligomerization; proteasome-mediated ubiquitin-dependent protein catabolic process. The record is from RefSeq and is a predicted model, not a curated record.
CGUUUUUAUCUGGUGUCAGCUGUGUGUUUAGAGCUCGGCUGGUUCAUUCUGUAACGCCCUACAGACAGACACCAUUAGAGAAGAGCGAUCUGUGUGUGUUGGUGAAGGAAUUAGGUGAGGUGGGUGAGACACAUCACUGAGUGCAGGAGUUAUUGUUGGUGUGAACGGGACAUUAUCAGGAUAUUAAGAUCAUGGCGGAGUUACAGAUGGAGGCUAGUGCAGGAGGCCUGUUGGAGCAGACAGAGCACCGGGAGAACCGCGGCUCCCUCAGUAUUCUCCUCCCGUCACCCAGCCUGGUUCUACCGACGCGCAGCGGAGCAGCCAGCCCGGGUCUGUCAACCUCUAGUCCGGGUCUGUCCGCCUCCAGAGCCGCGGUGUUCGGCUUUCCCGUGAAGAGCAACCCGACCUCCCCGUCCGACCCUGCAGAGAAACCGGGCUCGCGGUGGGUCCGCCUCAAUGUCGGUGGGACCUACUUUAUCACCACCAAACAAACCCUGUGCAGGGAUCCCAAAUCUUUUCUGUACCGACUGUGUCAGGACGACCCUGAUCUGGACUCAGAUAAAGAUGAGACAGGAGCUUACUUGAUUGACAGGGACCCCACAUACUUCGGCCCCAUCUUAAAUUAUUUGAGGCAUGGAAAACUGAUCAUCAACAAGAACCUUGCAGAGGAGGGUGUUCUGGAGGAAGCUGAGUUUUACAACAUUGCAUCGUUGGUGAGACUGGUGAAGGAGAGAAUACGAGACAAUGAGAACAGGACAUCUCAGGGUCCUGUAAAGCAUGUGUACCGUGUGCUCCAGUGUCAGGAAGAAGAACUCACUCAGAUGGUUUCGACAAUGUCUGAUGGUUGGAAGUUUGAGCAGCUUAUAAGCAUUGGCUCAUCUUACAACUAUGGAAAUGAGGACCAGGCCGAGUUUCUGUGUGUGGUUUCCCGGGAACUCAACAACUCCACUAACGGGAUUGUUAUUGAGCCGACCGAGAAGGCUAAGAUCCUUCAGGAGAGAGGUUCUCGGAUGUAAGGAGACCUUCAUAGCUGUGCCCACCCUGAUUUUCCCCUCCUCUCCUUUACUCAGUGCUUUCCUUACCGUAAAGCUGACUCCAUCAGCUCACAUGGCUGCCCUUCCUUUCUCUCAUCCUCCUCCCUUGUGCCUUUUCACACUGGGGGUGUCCCGAUUCCCCCUCCCUGCAGUGCUGCAACAUCACCCAUUCAGCACCACCACUAGACAUCACUGCUACUAUCAGAAAUCCUUAAGAGCUUAUACGUCAGAUCUGUGAUGACCCGAGACUGUUCGUGAUGCGGACGGAGGAGUCCAAGUAUGGUUACCCAUAGUCAUCCACUAUGCCUCGGAACGUGAUCAUAAAUCAUUUCAUAUCCUAAUCGUAACCAUCUUUAAUCUCUGUUGUUGCUGGCAUGCUAGUUAUAAAAAUGCCUGUGCCCUGGUCAGCUAGGCUGUGUCUCAAUCACGGAAAUCUCCUCAGGACUUCAAGAGGGGGGACAGGAAAAUAGACGACAGAACUUAUCACCCCUUGGUUCCUACUCCACUCGUCAUAACAAGCACAUUGACUCACUGUGUAGGUCGAGUGAGUGAAAAUUAGUGGUAGCACUCGCUCGGUAUCAUUUCAGUGUCUAGCGCAGCCUGGCACAGCCUUUAAACAUGCAGCACCAGUGUUUGGUUUGCAGUGUGUGUGUGUGAGUGUCUCCUAAGUUGUUCAAUCCUCUUGGAGCAGUCCAGGAAAGCAUUAAACAGGAAGGGAGGACACGGGCAGACAGUUUCCCGGUUGGACAUCCCACUGCUCUGAUGCUACUUUUCAUCCUGUGGGUGUUUUUUUUUCCACCCCUCCUUUCCUGGACAUGGUUUCAAACACCAUAAAACUGAAACAUGCAAUGUUGGGGGCAUGUAAGGAUCAUCAAUAUAAUUGUAUUACUAAGAGUUUAAAUGCAAGUUACUUAUACAGUACAGUAUAUUGACAUGUACCAUAACAGUCAUAUUUGACUUCGGGAAGCUGAACUGACCCGUGGUUUUUGUCUAUUUUGUCCAGUGCCUCGUCACUUGUAUGUAUAUUUUGUGUUGUGUUCUCCCUCGAGCUGUUCAUAUAUGACUGGAAAAUAGGACAUUCCCACAGGCUAACGUAUUUCACACUAUUUCUUAAGAAUAUUUAAAUUUUUUAUGUAUUUGCAUUAUUUCUUUGUCCUGUCACAUA